Chondrus crispus (carragheen) is the source of this 501-nucleotide messenger RNA. RefSeq lists its product as hypothetical. Gene Ontology annotation, molecular function: D-tyrosyl-tRNA(Tyr) deacylase activity. NCBI's taxonomy places the organism in Eukaryota, Rhodophyta, Florideophyceae, Gigartinales, Gigartinaceae. The coding region runs from base 1 to 501 and encodes 166 amino acids. The record is from RefSeq and is a predicted model, not a curated record. Gene Ontology annotation, biological process: tRNA metabolic process. Gene Ontology annotation, cellular component: cytoplasm. The transcript has a single exon.
AUGAGGCUUGUCGUGCAGAAAGUCUCACAGGCCGCCGUGACAUCAGUAGCGGAGGGAGCAGCCGCAGAAACGGCUGAAAUAGGGCGCGGCUUUUGUGCGUUGGUCGGUUUUGAGAAGGACGACACGAUAAGCGACUGCCAGUCCAUGUCGAGUCAGCUGCUGAAACUGCGCAUUUUCCCCGAGGCGCCGUCAGAGACAGGACCCGGACGCGUGUAUGCGGCAAACUUGGGCGAUGUUCAGCAAGACCUUCUGCUCGUGUCGCAGUUCACUCUCAACGCGACCCUGAAGAGUGGCCGACCGAGCUUUCACCGCGCAAUGGGCCCAACCAAUGCUGGGCCCCUGUUUGAAGAGUUCAUUAAGCUCUGUCGGGAAGGCUUGCGUGAGCGGGGCUGCGAGGUGAAGAGUGGCAUUUUUGGUUCGUACAUGCAACUGCAUCUUGUUAAUGAUGGGCCGUUUACCAUCUGUUUGACCUGUAAAGACGGAAAGUGUUCUACAUGGUGA